GAUUUCUGUUGUUAUCAGAGUUAUCAGCUGUUUGAAUAUUGAGUUAAAUAGAUUCCUGAUCACAAUUUAACUAUUUUUAUGUUUUCAACACAGCGUUAUUCAAAAAACUUGCAUAAUGGAUAGCGCCACAAUUUCGAAAAGCUGUUGCAGAAUUUGUUUAGCCGCGGAAAAAACGCUGCUCUCACUGCAGACUGAAAUAGAACUCGACGGUUGCAAACUUACUUGCCUGGAAAUGUUUACCAAAUUUACUGGAUUGGAGGAACCACCGGAGGAAGCAUCGCCGGAUCUACCGCGGAAGUUGUGCAUAUCCUGUUUCUCCGAGCUAAACAGUUGCUACAAAUUCCAGCGUAAGGCAGUCGAUUCCUUUAACCGGAUGUACCAAAAGAUGAGCGAAUCUACUGUUCAUGUUGUUGAAGAGGAAGUUGCUCGCGAAAGCAGCCCAAAGCAGGAUGCUGCCCCCGAAAUUGAGGAAGAGUUGGAAAUCUUUAUCGAACUUCAGGACGAUAAUCUGAAAAUUGAAUCAACUUCACUGGAUUUGGUUGAGGAACCCGUACACGAAGGCGAAGAUCAAACUGAUGCAAAGUUGAUAAAUUCUGCUGAAGAAUGUGAAGAAGAAUUCUUGGAGGUCUACGAAUGUGACGAUAAGGGCCUUGUGGAGUUAAAAGGAUGUGUGAGAGACAUGGAAGAUGCUUCUCCCAGUCAGAAUGAGGAAGAAGUUGUUGCGAUCGAAAUCAAUCUGCAAAAUGAACAGGAAUUACAAACGCAACCAAUCGAUGAAAGCAGUGAGCAAACUUUAGAAGGGUCCUUCACUUGUGCGGUCUGCAACAAACAGUUUGCCUCUCGGAAAACGCUCCGCCAACACAGUCGAAUCCACGAGGACAGCAGCGCGAAACGUUUUCAGUGCUCACACUGCUCAAAAUCGUUCAACUACAGCCAUCACUUGAAAAUUCACGAACGGACUCACACUCGGGAGACCCCGUUCGCGUGCAGCGCCUGUGAUAAGGAAUUUGCCACGAAAGAUCGGCUUAAAAACCACGAACUUCAGCACAAGGACCGCUUCGAGCACGGAUGUGCGCUGUGCGAGUGUUCCUUUCGAACGAAGAAGGCCCUCAAAAUGCACACAAUUCUAAAGCAUGAUGCCGCGGUAGGACAGUUUGAACCGAUUGUUUGCGCAAAGUGCGGCAAGGAUCUGUUCUCGCAAUCGGCGGCCAGUGCGCACUUUAAGGCCGAGUGUGGUCAGAAACGGAUAACGGAGGAUAAUCUUAAGAAGAAAUCCAAACAGAAGCAGCAAAAGCCAGUGGAUUGUAUCGACUGCUUGGAAAAAUUUCCCAGUCGAACUGAACUAUUAGAACAUCGAGCAGAUGUCCACGAAAAUCGAAGUCAUACUUGUGAAGUCUGCGGCAAACGUUUUCUUCAGGCGAUCGUUCUGAGCAGGCACAUGAAAACACACACGGGUGAAAAGUCGUACUCGUGCGAUCAAUGCACGAAGAGCUUUGCCCAGCUGGCCACUCUCCAAAAUCACAUGAGGACUCACUCCGGCAGUCAGCAGUACGAGUGCACGGUGUGUUCAAAGCGGUACAAGUUUUUGGCCUCGCUGCGAAAUCACGUCAAGGCGAGUCACGGCGAGGGAGAGGCGUAGCGUUAGAUAGGCUGAUUUGAAUUGUAUAGUUGUUUUUGUUUAUUUUUUAA
Culex pipiens pallens (northern house mosquito) is the source of this 1689-nucleotide messenger RNA. Its product is annotated as zinc finger protein OZF-like. Gene Ontology annotation, molecular function: zinc ion binding. Bases 116 to 1639 code for a protein of 507 amino acids. The record is from RefSeq and is a predicted model, not a curated record. Lineage: Eukaryota; Metazoa; Arthropoda; Insecta; Diptera; Culicidae. Gene Ontology annotation, cellular component: nucleus. The transcript has 3 exons.